AUGAACAAUCAUUCAUCACUUGAUGCCUUCCAAGCGGAACAAUUAAUCCAACAUCCUCACCAAGUGAUGGAGGAGUUGGUCAAGAAGAUGGAAUCCAACACAUCUUCUAAAAUUCAUGAGAAAAUGAGUCAAUUAUAUUCCAAUUAUUUUUUGAAUCAUGACGAACAAGAAGCGACUUGGAAAAUCAUUCCGAGCUUGAAUUCCAUGUCUGCACCCAAUACGGUAGUAAGGUACAGAGGAAUAAUUCAAGACAUGAAUAAUUCAGAAUUGUUUACAAGCUCGCAUUUGUAUCGAGAAAAUUCAUUUAUAGCUAAUGAUGAAGACGAUCAAAUGAAUGAUCAUCACUCAAAUUUAAUGGAAAGAAUGUUAUUUUAUUGCAUUCCAAUUCCUGGUGAGGCUAAAUGGUCUAGAAAUACAUUCUAUGAUGACAAUGUUGUUACGAAGGAGGAGAAUAAUAUUCUAAAUGAAGAAGUAAAAGAUGUGAAAAGAAAACGGAAUGAUGAAGACGAAUAUGAAAUGCUUGAAACAGAUGAUGAUCUGGUAGAAUCAAGUGAUUCAAAGAGAAGAAAAGAAACAACUUGUCACACAAAUCAUCACGAUCAUUCAACCACUCACAGUAAAACGAUAUCGAGAGAAGAAAUGUUGGAUUUUCCAAUCAAAGGAGAAAAAGGGCUUGCAUGUAUGGUGAAAUUAUAUGAUGAAGAGCAUGAGUUGAAAAAUGCUGACAUUGUCGAUUUUGUUGGUAUUGUGACCUAUGAGGAAAAUGUGAUGCGAGAUGAGGACGAAGAGGAUAAGGACUUCUACGGUAUUUUCACACCAGAAGCUACUCUUGUUCCUCGACUUCAUGUUCUCUUCUACAAAAAGUAUCAACAUAUUUCAUAUAUUGUUCCUAAUACUUUCCCGAUUACAACAGCAAAUCAAAUCUCAACUGUUAGGGAAAGUUUGAUUGAUUACUUAAGCUUGUGCUUGAAAGAAGAUAAACUGGCAGCAGAGUUGCUGUUAUUGCAUCUCAUCAGCAGAGUCCGUGCUCACAACUACGAUGUCACACUUGGCAAGUUUGUGUUAAACAUUUUUCAUUGUGACAAUGAGACAGCUCAUCACGUUUAUUCGUGCAUACGUGAAUUGGUUCCAGCUUCCUAUUUCUUUGAGCUUUCUAAUGAAAAUUUAUACACUACUAAAUUAAUUCCUUACAAGGACUAUAAUUCAGAUAAGCUGAAAACUGGAUUACUUCAACUAAGUUCAGGAACUCAUUUAGUGAUCAACGAAAAUGCUUUACGUGAAGGAAAUUUGGGAGAAAAAGCAUUACACAAUAUUGGGGCACUCUCAAAAUUAAUUGCUUCCCAAAAGGUCGAUUAUGACUUUUCAUAUCAUCCUCUCACAAUGAAUGUUGACAUACCAGUUCUGAUACUUUCUCAAGGAAAAUCACUAUUUCGUGACAGAGACGUGAAUUGCGUGAUCAAAUUGUCUCCUCCAACAUCAACACCCUCCAACUCAGAAAUUGCUGCAUCCACUACUUUAAAUUCCAACGAAAUGCUUCAAAUGUUCAGGUCAUUCAUUUCUCAAAUUACUCAGAAAAUGAAGAGUGAAGUGGUGUUGAGCGAAGAUUUCAAAACGAGCGUAUCCGAAGCGUUUGUAAAUGCGAAAUCAAAAGACAACUCUAUCAAAGAACACACUCUACAUAAUUGGCUAACCAUGGCUGAACUUAUUCAUGCGAGCUAUGGUAAAUUUGGUCAAGAAAUAGACCUUCCCACAUGGAGACGAGUGAUGGAAAUAGAUGAAGCCAUUAAGAAAAGGGUUUAG
Messenger RNA from Naegleria fowleri, 1800 nucleotides. RefSeq lists its product as uncharacterized. Gene Ontology annotation, biological process: DNA-templated DNA replication. Bases 1 to 1800 code for a protein of 599 amino acids. Gene Ontology annotation, molecular function: chromatin binding. The record is from RefSeq and is a predicted model, not a curated record. The transcript is spliced from 3 exons. Lineage: Eukaryota; Heterolobosea; Eutetramitea; Acrasida; Naegleriidae.